Messenger RNA from Neomonachus schauinslandi (Hawaiian monk seal), 4367 nucleotides. RefSeq names its product solute carrier family 33 member 1 (gene SLC33A1). Gene Ontology annotation, cellular component: membrane. Gene Ontology annotation, molecular function: acetyl-CoA transmembrane transporter activity. NCBI's taxonomy places the organism in Eukaryota, Metazoa, Chordata, Mammalia, Carnivora, Phocidae. The transcript has 6 exons. The record is from RefSeq and is a predicted model, not a curated record. Bases 415 to 2064 code for a protein of 549 amino acids.
UCCUGUGGAGAAAGUGCUGUCUGCUGCAGUGGUGGCGGUGAGAACUGGAGGUGGGUCGGGAGACUGGCCGUUCGGUCUCGCCGCAGCCAAGGGCCCGUUUCCAUCGUAGCACCACGGCCCUCUCCUCCAGCCCCGAGCCCGGCGCGGCUGCCCGGGGGGCUCUUUCAGGCUCCUUGACGCGGCUCCAAGAGGCGCCUAUCUGGGCAUCGCCUGGGCCUCCAGCCAGGGGACUGACUCCCGGCUUCAGCUCUCCGGGCCACUGUAAGAAGUGCCCUUAUCACCCCUCGCCCUGUCCUCCUCCUCCCUGAACCAUCGAGACCCUGGUCCAGAGCGAUAGCCUUGGACCUGGGACUGGACGGAUCCAAGACGCUCAGCCCCGGCACUCCACAGACGGGGCUCUGCAUCGUCUCUGAUAUGUCACCCACCAUCUCCCACAAGGACAACAGUCGGCAACGACGACCAGGGACUUUCAACCACUCUCUGGAUAUGAAGAGCGGUCCUCUGCCGCCAGGCGGCUGGGAUGACAGUCACCAGGAAUUGGUGGGCGGGGAAGGGGACAAAGAAGCUCUGCGGGAUACCGGCACUGGUGACUUCUCAAAAGCCCCACGGAGUUGCCGGGCCGAAUUAAGCAGCAUUCUGCUGUUGCUUUUUCUUUACGUGCUUCAGGGCAUUCCACUGGGCCUGGCGGGAAGCAUCCCACUCAUUUUGCAGAGCAAAAAUGUUAGCUAUACAGAUCAAGCUUUCUUCAGUUUCGUCUUUUGGCCCUUCAGUCUCAAAUUGCUCUGGGCCCCGUUGGUUGAUGCAGUUUACUUUAGGAACUUUGGUCGUCGCAAAUCUUGGCUUGUCCCUACACAGUAUAUACUGGGACUGUUCAUGAUAUAUUUAUCCACUCAAGUGGACCGAUUGCUCGGGAACACUGAUGGUAGAACCCCCGAUGUGAUUGCUCUCACUGUGACAUUCUUUUUGUUUGAAUUCCUGGCCGCCACUCAGGACAUCGCUGUGGAUGGUUGGGCGUUAACAAUGUUAUCCCGGGAAAACGUGGGUUAUGCUUCUACUUGCAAUUCAGUGGGCCAGACAGCGGGCUACUUUUUGGGCAAUGUUUUGUUUUUGGCCCUUGAAUCUGCGGACUUUUGUAACAAAUAUUUGCGGUUUCAGCCUCAACCCAGGGGAAUCGUUACUCUCUCAGAUUUCCUUUUUUUCUGGGGAACUGUAUUUUUGAUAACAACAACUCUAGUUGCCCUUCUGAAAAAAGAAAACAAAGAAGUAUCAGUAGGAAAAGAAGAAACCCAAGGGAUCACAGAUACUUACAAGUUGCUUUUUGCAAUUAUAAAAAUGCCAGCAGUUCUGACAUUUUGCCUUCUGAUUCUAACUGCAAAGAUUGGUUUUUCAGCAGCAGAUGCAGUAACAGGACUGAAAUUGGUAGAAGAGGGAGUACCCAAAGAACAUUUAGCCUUAUUGGCAGUUCCAAUGGUUCCUUUGCAGAUAAUAUUGCCUCUGAUUAUCAGCAAAUACACUGCAGGUCCCCAGCCACUAAACAUAUUUUACAAAGCCAUGCCCUACAGAUUAUUGCUUGGAUUAGAAUAUGCUCUACUAGUUUGGUGGACUCCCAAAGUAGAACAUCAAGGAGGAUUCCCUAUAUAUUACUAUAUUAUAGUGCUGCUGAGUUAUGCGUUACAUCAGGUUACAUUGUACAGCAUGUAUGUUUCCAUAAUGGCUUUCAAUGCAAAGGUUAGUGAUCCUCUUAUUGGAGGAACAUAUAUGACCCUUUUAAAUACUGUGUCCAAUCUGGGAGGAAACUGGCCUUCUACAGUAGCUCUUUGGCUAGUAGAUCCCCUCACAGUGAAAGAGUGUGUAGGAGCAUCAAACCAGAAUUGUCGAACACCUGAUGCUGUUGAGCUUUGCAAAAAGCUUGGUGGCUCAUGUGUUACGGCGCUGGAUGGUUAUUAUGUAGAAUCCAUCAUUUGUGUUUUUAUUGGAUUUGGUUGGUGGUUCUUUCUUGGUCCAAAAUUGAAAAAAUUACAGGAUGAAGGACCAUCUUCAUGGAAGUGCAAAAGAAGCAACUAAUGCAUUCACUACUGGACAUUCUAGGAAGGUAACUGUAGUUUCAUUUUAAUUCAGACAGCUAUGAUAAUCAGUGCACGGGAGUAUAAAAUAAUAUUUUAAACAAGGAAGUUACUAAUAUAAAAUGCCAAAUGAUUAAAAAAUAGAGACUCUCUGUAUAGUUGAUUAUAUUUUCCUUGCCUUGUCAGUGUAUUUGAAGUUUACUUAAGUUCAGGAAAUUGGUUCUUAAAACAAGUUUUCUGGCCUUGUUAUUUGAUUUAUAUCUUUUUAAUUUACUGACCAAAGUAUGUUUUAACCUGCAGUGCAGUAGUCAUGGGCGGUAACCAUGCAGUCAAGUAUUGUUAUCAGUACCUAUCACUGAGCUGUAUUUAAAAUUUUAGUACAAUAUAUUAAGUGGAACAGAGCUUGAUAUUCAGGUGCUAAUUACAACUAGUCUGGCCUUGUUGGCAGUUAAAUCUUAUUUUGAAUUGCAAAUUGGUUAAAUUCUAUGUGGAAUUUGCUGAGAAGAGAAUGCAGACUACUGAAAUGCCAUUUUAGUUGUUAUUUUUCUGACCAUAACCACAUUGUACUAAUGAAUCUGUGUUAAGAAGACUAUUUUAAAUGUAUUUCCUGCUUUUGUAAGCAUUAAAGAUUUUUAAGAAGAUUAUUCAAACUAUUUUUUUAUAAAAUGAAAGCUAUGAUUUUUAGUUUAAUGAUUCCCCUGUCCCCCUUUUUUGGAAGAUAUUCUGAUUCCUUGUUAACUUUUACCCUAAAACUUACAUGUGUUUUUGUCAUAAGUGCUUCAUGGCAUACAGACAGCUCAUGAAGGGAUCUAAUUUAGUGUUGUGUGUAUGUUCAUGGCAAAGUUUUGAAAAUAAAAAAUGUUUUUCUUCAAGCAGUUUUUUUUAUUACUGAGAGAAAAAAACAGUAAAGCUUUUCGAUUAAAUAAAAUCUAAAUGAUUAAUACCAUAAUUUUAAAGACUAAUGCUUAGAGAGAGAGACAAAGACAUUUUGUGCCUUUGACAAGUUAAAUUAUGUUGUGGAAGAAUGUUUCUUAAUUAAGCACUUUACUAGUGAGAAAAGAUCUCACAGUUACUUUAUAUGAAAUCCCACUUAUUAAAACAUAACGUUCUGUUUGUAAACUGUAAUGUCUGGUAGAGGAUUGAUAUCCCAGGAAAAUUAAACUUUUGAAUACAUUAGCAAUUCCCAACAUAUUAUGUACACCCAGUAAUAAGGUUCUUUGCAUAUUUUGUGUUGUGUAUUACUCUGACUCUUUAGGGAUUAUGUAAGUCAUUCCAAAGUUAUAGAAAAAGAAAGAUUAAGUUGAGUCUGACUUAUUUUUAUCCUGUGGGAAAACAUAUACUAAUUUUUGAUUUUGUUAAUUUUAUAACAUAGGUGGAAUUUUAGAGUGGGGUUUUAUAUAAGUAAUGGAGGAUAAAAUGGGUGGGAGAAAAUGGCACUCAGCAUCUGAAGAUAGAGGCAGUUCUCUAGAACUCAUGCAUUGCCAUUGGAAAGCCUGUGUUGGGCAUCGAUGUCAGAUUCUGAAGAAUCACCUGGAAAAUCAUCCUAGAAACAAGGAAGCUACACCAAACCAUAGUCUCCCAUACUUUGUCACAUGGGUUGUCCAUUAUCAUGUAUUAUAAUCAAAAUGUUUACUUGAAUAAAGAAAAAAACCCACUUACUCUCAUAUGUGAAAUGUAUUUUGCUUUUUAAAUUUUGGAUUAAGAAGGUGACAUUGCCAUAAUUACCUUUUGUUUCUUACCCAUUCAUAUUAAAAAUUUACAUACUUUCAAAUAUACUUUGAAGUCAACAAAUCUUUAAUGACUUGAAGUAUUAAAAUAUAUUGUAAGCCUUUAACUAUAAGGUAAAAGCCAUUAUUAAUUGCAUUUGCUCUUGAAAUGAACAUUUAGUUCAUUUUGAAUUCUAGUCCUUUGGUUAUUUGGGUACACGCUUGUAACACAUACCAAAAAUGACUUCUUAAUAGCUAUGUGCAACUAUAUUGCAUACAUUGAUUACUGAUGGCAUCUUACAAAUGAUCUACCUGAAUCUGAGGAUCUGUUCAUGGUAUAUCAGUAGUACUAGAAAAUACUACCUUUUUUGCAUAUGUUUUUCUUUACUGAUAGAUCCUGAUAAACUCUGCCCUCAAGUAUGAACGUUAACUCCUCCAGUUAAUGUAUUAUACAUUUACUAGCUAAUAUUCUUAUAAAUCUUACAAUCUUACAAAAGAUUAGCUAAGACUAAAACCAAAAAUUCCUUCCUUUGUAAAUAUUUUAAUUUUGCCUGAUCAAUCAUAAAAAAAAUUUGUUCAAUACCUAAAAUAGAUUCCU